Bactrocera dorsalis (oriental fruit fly) is the source of this 2244-nucleotide messenger RNA. Its product is annotated as tigger transposable element-derived protein 4-like. Bases 37 to 1047 code for a protein of 336 amino acids. The transcript has a single exon. Gene Ontology annotation, molecular function: DNA binding. The record is from RefSeq and is a predicted model, not a curated record. Lineage: Eukaryota; Metazoa; Arthropoda; Insecta; Diptera; Tephritidae. Gene Ontology annotation, cellular component: nucleus.
UUUAAUGCUGAUGAAACUGGACUUUUUUACAAAUUAAUGCCGGAUAAAACUUUAAAAAGUAAAGGUGAAAAUUGUAGUGAAGGUAAGUUGUCGAAAGAUAGAAUAACUGUCAUGGUAGCAGCUAAUAUGAGUGGCACAGAGAAAAAGAAAUUGCUCAUUAUUGGAAAGUCACAAAAACUAAGAUGUUUUAGAAGUGUCAAAUCAUUACCUGUCGAUUAUGCUAACAAUCGUAAAGCUUGGAUGACGUCAGAACUUUUUGAAAAAUGGCUUCGUGAUUGGGAUCGUGAUUUGGUGAAGAAGAAGAAAAAGAUUUUAUUGCUGGUUGAUAAUUGCCCGGCGCAUCCAAAUGUUACUGAUUUAAAGUCUAUAACACUUGCUUUCCUUCCGCCGAAUAAAACAUCAGUACUACAGCCAAUGGAUCAGGGAAUAAUACGAUCACUCAAACCGAAUUUUAGGAAGAACCUUGUGCUCAAAAUGAUUAACUGUCUUGAUGCUAAUGAAAAUAACUCUUCUACAAAAAUAACGGUGCUAGAUGCAAUUCUGAUGGUUAAUGAUGCCUGGAAUAAAAUGUCACAAAGUACCAUUCGUACCUGUUUCAAACAUGCAGGAUUCAUUGAAAGCCACGACGGUUUACCUAUUCAAAUAUCAGAACUUGAAUUCGAUGAAGAAAAUGACAUUCCUUUAUCUUUGUGGUCACGAAACCUAAAUUCAGAUUCUUUAGCAGCACCGGAAAUGUGGGAAGAUUAUGUUAACGUCGGUAGCGCUCUCCUCACAUCCGAAGAACCCACCGAUGAAAAUAUCGUACAGAACAUUAGUGCUAAGAAACAACUCGAAAGUGAUGGGGAAGAGGAAGUCGAGGAAGAACCAUUACCUACCGCAGAAGAGGCAUUAAAAGCUGCAGAAUUAUUAUCACGAUUUGUUCACAGCAAUAUUGAAAAUGAUAAUUUGACCAUAGCUAUGUCUUCUAUACACAAUAGUAUUAGAGACUGUUUUUAUAAUAAAAUGAAAAAACAAAAGCAGACAAAAAUUACAGAUUACUUACAGUAAAAAAUACACUUGUAUGCGUUAUAAUGUGCUGAUUAUGUGCAAUUUUGAUUUUAAUUUAAUAUGUAUGUAUACAUAUUUAAUUACUAUGUUUCUGUUUUAAAAUACUUAAGUACAUACAUAUUUACAUAAAAAUAGUUUUUCAUAUCAUGAAACGCUUUUUAUGACGUCCGCUUAUUAUGACGUGUUUGUCAAUUCCUUUCGAUGUCAUAAUAAACGGAUUGUACUGUAUUAAUAUACGUAUCAUGUUUUCUGGAUACUAAAGGGUGAUUUUUUAAGAGCUUGAUAACUUUUUUAAAAAAAAAAACGCAUAAAAUUUGCAAAAUCUCAUCGGUUCUUUAUUUGAAACGUUAGAUUGGUUCAUGACAUUUACUUUUUGAAGAUAAUUUCAUUUAAAUGUUGACCGCGGCUGCGUCUUAGGUGGUCCAUUCGGAAAGUCCAAUUUUGGGCAACUUUUUCGAGCAUUUCGGCCGGAAUAGCCCGAAUUUCUUCGGAAAUGUUGUCUUCCAAAGCUGGAAUAGUUGCUGGCUUAUUUCUGUAGACUUUAGACUUGACGUAGCCCCACAAAAAAUAGUCUAAAGGCGUUAAAUCGCAUGAUCUUGGUGGCCAACUUACGGGUCCAUUUCUUGAGAUGAAUUGUUGUCCGAAGUUUUCCCUCAAAAUGGCCAUAGAAUCGCGAGCUGUGUGGCAUGUAGCGCCAUCUUGUUGAAACCACAUGUCAACCAAGUUCAGUUCUUCCAUUUUUGGCAACAAAAAGUUUGUUAGCAUCGAACGAUAGCGAUCGCCAUUCACCGUAACGUUGCGUCCAACAGCAUCUUUGAAAAAAUACGGUCCAAUGAUUCCACCAGCGUACAAACCACACCAAACAGUGCAUUUUUCGGGAUGCAUGGGCAGUUCUUGAACGGCUUCUGGUUGCUCUUCACCCCAAAUGCGGCAAUUUUGCUUAUUUACGUAGCCAUUCAACCAGAAAUGAGCCUCAUCGCUGAACAAAACACGCGCGCGAAACACAUUUCGAACCGAACACUGAUUUUGGUAAUAAAAUUCAAUGAUUUGCAAGCGUUGCUCGUUAGUAAGUCUAUUCAUGAUGAAAUGUCAAAGCAUACUGAGCAUCUUUCUCUUUGACACCAUGUCUGAAAUCCCACGUGAUCUGUCAAAUACUAAUGCAUGAAAAUCCUAACCUCAAAAAAAUCACCCGUUAUU